Messenger RNA from Spodoptera litura, 1011 nucleotides. It is a transcript of the gene amrt, whose product is annotated as TM2 domain-containing protein 2 amaretto. Lineage: Eukaryota; Metazoa; Arthropoda; Insecta; Lepidoptera; Noctuidae. The record is from RefSeq and is a predicted model, not a curated record.
UCUCGAAUCAUAAAACCGUCUUUUAAACGCUCGCUCAUUGACUGUCAUGGCGAGUUGGUCAUGAAUACGAUUUGUUUAUUGAUAUUAGAAGUAAAGCCAAUAAAAUCUUAUGAAACGAAAGGAAACUAAGUGAAAAUGUGGGGACCACGUUCCACUGUCGUGAUACCAGUAUUUCUAUUAAUUAUACCAACAAUUCUAUCAGAAGCUGACCCAUAUUCCAACGAAAAGUAUAGACCACUUGGUCCACUAGUGAAAUGUAACUUUUUACCGCUAGAAUUCUUGGAUUGUGAUGAACCAAUCGACCACAAAGGGAAUCAUACUGCGAGGGAAUCUGUUGGUUACGGCUGUGUGAAGUUUGGUGGUGUUAGAUAUGACCAGGUUGAGAAAACCAAAGUACAAUGCAAAGCUUUGGAUGGGAUCGAGUGUCAUGGAAGCAGAAGUUUUCUAAGAGAUGGAUUCCCUUGUGUCCGGUACUCGGGACACUAUUUUACCACUACGCUAAUCUAUAGUAUACUUUUAGGGUUUUUAGGUAUGGACAGAUUUUGCCUUGGGCAGACUGGGACAGCUGUAGGCAAACUCCUCACAUUAGGAGGGCUAGGAAUCUGGUGGAUAGUUGAUGUAGUGCUACUCAUUACAAAUAGUCUGCAUCCUGAAGAUGGAAGUAACUGGAAUCCUUAUGUUUAAAAAGACUGUUUGCUUUGAGUUUGUGACUUCAGUUCAAACCUCAUAAUUCAUAAAGAUACUAUAGAAAUGAAAUUAUUUUUACAGCACCUAACAGUUAUCAAUGUUCAUUAACUGAAAUCUCCAUGAGACUUGACCCAAUUCUACCGACUUCAAAAAAGGAGGAGGUACUAUGUUCGGCUGUAUUUUUUUCUUAGUUCUUAUUCUUUAUCAAUCAGCCACAUCAACUGUGUGAUAUAAUAGAGAUUUAUACCUACUAAUAGAUGUAAGUUAUUUUAUCUCAUAAGGUUAAUUUUUGUAAACUAAAUACAGUAUCUGCAAUUUUUUUAA